This is a messenger RNA of Vollenhovia emeryi, 854 nucleotides long. RefSeq names its product 60S ribosomal protein L11-like. Gene Ontology annotation, molecular function: RNA binding; structural constituent of ribosome. The coding region runs from base 87 to 686 and encodes 199 amino acids. Lineage: Eukaryota; Metazoa; Arthropoda; Insecta; Hymenoptera; Formicidae. The transcript is spliced from 5 exons. Gene Ontology annotation, cellular component: cytosolic large ribosomal subunit; ribosome. Gene Ontology annotation, biological process: translation. The record is from RefSeq and is a predicted model, not a curated record.
AGAGAAAACUGCAUUGCUGGCAACCCUGCUGCACGUAAGCCAGAAGCUUGCCUCAUGAAGGGUUCCUCGUUCCUCUUUUCCUCAACAUGGCGGAUGUAAAGAAAGCGCCCGAGAAAAGAGUCGGGAAGAAAACCGACAAGAAGGUGAAGAAGGAGCCGAAGGAUGCGUCUAAGAACAUAAUGCGUGAAGUCAAAAUCCGGAAAUUAUGCCUGAACAUUUGCGUGGGCGAAUCCGGUGAUAGACUAACGCGUGCUGCCAAGGUUCUGGAACAACUGACCGGUCAGCAGCCAGUCUUUUCCAAGGCGCGGUACACGGUACGUUCGUUCGGUAUUCGUCGUAAUGAAAAGAUCGCUGUACAUUGCACUGUACGUGGCGCGAAAGCUGAGGAGAUUCUGGAACGCGGCUUGAAGGUGCGCGAAUACGAAUUGAAAAAGGACAACUUUUCUUGCACUGGCAAUUUUGGUUUUGGUAUUCAAGAGCACAUUGACCUGGGAAUUAAGUAUGAUCCCAGUAUUGGUAUAUACGGUUUAGACUUCUACGUUGUACUCGGACGUCCCGGAUUCAACGUAGCCCACAGAAGAAGAAAAACUGGUAAGGUCGGUUUUCAACAUCGACUUACCAAAGAAGACGCUAUUAAAUGGUUCCAACAAAAAUACGAUGGUAUUAUCAUAACAGGAAGGAAGUGAUUCCAUAUGUAUUUUGUACUAUAUGACUUAGUAAAUAAUUAUAAAAAAAAAUUGUUUAGCGAUACAUCUAAACCUUGUAUCACGAUACUUCCGCGCUAUCCACUCUGCACAUAUAAUCUAUGGAGAUCUGCGUAAUUUUGGAAUGAGGAAAAAAUAAUAUAAAGCUUU